Messenger RNA from Durusdinium trenchii, 480 nucleotides. NCBI's taxonomy places the organism in Eukaryota, Dinophyceae, Suessiales, Symbiodiniaceae. The record is from the annotation of a GenBank genome assembly.
AUGCGCGUGCUGGCCUUCCUGUCAUUCUUGGUGACCGUGAGGGGGAACGAGGUGGAUUCCGCCCUGCAGAGCGAUGACCAGUGUGUCUCCGCUGAAUGCAGCUUCAACGCCUUGCAGCUUCGAGGUUUGAAGGAGGAGAUGGAGCUUGAGAAGGAGAUGGACGAAGCAGAGAGUGAGAGUGGCUGGUUGAAGGACAUCAGCACCAAAACCAAGAACCACUUCAAGCACAUCCUUGCGCCUCUCCAGAAGCCGAUUGUGACCAACUAUCAGUAUUUGACCGUUCUUGAUUCUUAUGUGAACUACACCAUGCAGAAGGUCGAGAAUGCCACAGGUCACUUGGUGGUUUGGAAUCGCAAGUCCUUGUUGCAAACCGACGACGACGAAGAAGAGGAGGUUGAAGAGGAGGCAGGUGCCGCUACUUGGAGCCGCCGCCGUCAUGUCAGCAACUCCGAAGACUUGCCUCCACGUGCACGCGACUUG